Daldinia loculata is the source of this 2309-nucleotide messenger RNA. RefSeq names its product amidase signature enzyme. Lineage: Eukaryota; Fungi; Ascomycota; Sordariomycetes; Xylariales; Hypoxylaceae. The coding region runs from base 328 to 1842 and encodes 504 amino acids. The transcript has 2 exons. The record is from RefSeq and is a predicted model, not a curated record.
ACAAAAAUACAUGUAGUAACCACAAAGCUAUGGUCUAAUAAUCCUUUCUAGAAUCUAGAAUAUUCAUAUUGAAAACUUUGAUUAUUACCUUACUAGUAGACACCCAGGUAAUAACUUUGCUUGAAUACACCUUCGAUUCGAAAAAGUGAUUCAUGUCCAAGUUCACCUUGUUCGUACUCGUAUGUAGUACUGCUUACCUAUAUUUGGUCGGCGGAUAUAUCUCUAAAAGCGACGUGGAGACUUGUCGAUAAGACAUCUCAAUCUACACAAUACAACUAGAAGAAACUGAAUUUAUUGUCACUCAAAGUUUAUACCAAAAGCGUAGAUAUGCUCGAAGUUCGUGAGAUCACAAUAAAAAUAGCACAAGAUGGGUUCAAGAGUGGUAAGUUUACCGCUAAGGAGCUCACCAGCGCGUUUCUUGAACGUAUCGCAAAGUGGGAUAAGGCCGGUCCUCGGAUUAAUUCGACAAUGGCCAUGUCUGUCACGGCACUGGAAGAGGCGGAAGCUCUUGAUUGUUAUUUCAAGGAGCAUGGAAAGUUAAAGGGAAGACUUCACGGAAUUCCAGUAUUGGUUAAAGACCAGGCGGAUACGAAAGGAAUGGUCACCACAUAUGGUUCAGCUGUUGCGAAGAACAAUAUCCCCGAUGAGGACGCAUUUGUGGUCACUAAGUUAAAGGAAGCUGGCGCAGUGAUUCUAGGCAAGACUACACUCGCAGAAUGGGCUACGGUUUGGUUUAGUGCGAACGGCGCGACAGAUUACGAGUUCACUAAGAACCCUUAUAACCUUGGCUACGACGUUGGAGCAUCAUCUGGAGGCUCUGGUGCCGCUGUGGCUGCAAACUUCACUAUCUUAGCUGUGGGAGAAGACACAGGUGGCUCUAUUAGGGUCCCAUCGUCCUUCUGCAAUAUCGUUGGUCUUCGUCCAACACCUGGCCUUAUCUCGCGAACAGGCUUCUGCCCCUUGAUAAAAGUGCAAGAUACACCAGGGCCGAUGGCGCGAACAGUUACUGAUUGCGCGCUUAUGUUAGAUUGCAUGGUGGGAUUCGACCCCAGAGAUGAUUUUACGGGUUUCGCAGCCACUGCGGCCGCCCUUGGCCUACCAAAGGGCGGUAGCUACGCAGCUUUCCUUCGAGACGGAGUAGGGAAGAUUAAAAAGGCGAAGAUAGGGGUUGUCAGACAAAAGUUUGGCCCAGACUCUGAUCCAUAUUGCAAAGCAGUGAACAGAGUGGUCCUAGCAGCAAUUGAUAAACUUCGGAGCAGCGGCACAACUUUUGUCGACGUAUAUAUCGAGAAUCUGGACCAUUACAUGAUUUACCCGCUGACAUAUCUCCAAAGGUCACGCAGCGAUAUCAACAGCUUCUUGGCGACGAAGCCACAUCUUCCACAGGACAUUGCGGAUAUUCUUCCAGAAAAGUCGGAUACCCCCUAUAUGAGUACGCUAUGCGCCGUAGCGCAUGGCCCAGAGGAUCCUAGAAGUGAUCCGACUUACCUCGAUCGAAUUCUGGUACGUGACGAAUUCAAGCGUAAAGUGGAGUGCCUCAUUGCAUUACUCGGUCUUGAUGCGCUCACUUUGCCAGAUGUUCGAGUUCCCCCUCCGCGAUUUGAAGAUGCUACAAACGGCAGAUUUAUGAAGAAUGGAGAGGAAGAUUUCCCGACCAAUACAUAUCUCGCCAGCGUAACACGCCAUCCGGCCAUCUCAGUGCCAGCUGGGUUCACAGAAAACGGACUUCCGGUUGGUAUGGAGUUAAUCGGAUUAGAAUAUCAGGAGCAAACCCUGCUCGAAUUGGCUUACGGGGUAGAAACGAUAAUAGGAGGGAGGAAAGCCCCGCCAGCGCCAUUUUAACUAUUAUUGUCAGUGAAGAAGACUUGGUAACUACCUAUGUGUAAAAACACAAUUUGGCUUAUGAAGCUAUGCCAUACUUUAAGGAAGUUAAAUGGCACUGGUUAGUAGUAUGGUCUCCAAGUUCGAUUAAUUUAGUAUCCAUCUUAAAUAUGAAAGGGCCGUUCGUAAAGCAGGUUUAAAUUGUUCAAUAUUUCCUAUCACUCUGUGUUAAGAAACUUAUAACUUUAUAAACAAGUGUCUAAAGCCUAUAGCCGUUAAGUAAAUAUGAGAAACCUUCACGCGCACGGAGUUGACAGUUACUACCUAUUCAUUGAGCUUAUUAAACACCUUGAAUACAAGAAAAAUCACAUACAUAGAAAGUAAGUGGAAACCCUAAAUCCUUUCAACGCAUGUGUAUCAGUGAAAGAGGGCCCGAAUAUGAAAUAAAUAUAUACAUUAUUCACUUAUGUAAGCCCGAAAAGCGCCAU